Magallana angulata is the source of this 3551-nucleotide messenger RNA. RefSeq names its product chymotrypsinogen B-like. The transcript has 4 exons. Gene Ontology annotation, biological process: proteolysis. Gene Ontology annotation, molecular function: serine-type endopeptidase activity. Bases 676 to 2085 code for a protein of 469 amino acids. The record is from RefSeq and is a predicted model, not a curated record. NCBI's taxonomy places the organism in Eukaryota, Metazoa, Mollusca, Bivalvia, Ostreida, Ostreidae.
CAACCCGUCCUCUCCUCGAGGAACACUUAAAUAUUAUUGACGGUUUCAGUUUGAAAUCAGACCGUAACAGAAACGUGUUAUAGAGGGGCAGGGACACGAUUGUUUGCAUAGCAGUCCAGGCGGGUCGCUGAGGGAAGCAGGUGCUUGUUUCUGCAGGUAGCGUCCGGGGCUCGCGGAACCAACAACCGUCAGCGGCAGAUGAAUGAAGCUCUCUUGUAUUUGCUACAAUGUAAACAAAACUACAAUUUCCUCGCGUGCCGAAAAUUGUGUAGUGUUUAUUGGUGUGUCAAAAACUUAGGUACAAGCACCGCAGAGAGAAAUGUUCCUCGGACGAGGAGCUGGUACAGAGCGCAGUUUUUAAAUAUCGCUAUGGGACUACGAAAUUAUUUGAUAAGUCUAAGGAACUGUACAGCCAACAUUCAUUUCACUUGAGAUGCGCUUAGGGGUUGACGGGAACUUAUAAUUUGAUCGGACGACGUCACAUCGAAUGCGUGCGGCGAACGCGUGUUGGCACGGCGCAUUUUAUGAAAAAGGUUGAGCUGUAGGAUUAAAGCCACACUCUGUCAGGGUCUCUCUCCAUGCAAGGAACGCACUCUGUCCAAAUAAUGAGCAGGAUGUCGAGGAGUUCGGGGGAUUACAUCAGUAUCCAGGCGAUCUAAAAAUCUAUACGUGAACAUGACGAGAUUUAUCCGUGUUUCCAUUGUUAUUCUAUUUUUCUCGAUUACGGACCUAUCAAUGGUUAAUGCAAAAAGGAGAAAGAACAAACGCAUAGAAACCCGGAACUCAACCUUGAGUUUAACCACUCAACCAAACGGAUUAACCAGUAACCGGGAAAAUAAGAUUUUGUGUGAGUAUUACACCCAGUGGACGGCUUGGAGCCGAUGUAACCGGAAGUGUGAACAGACACGGGUUCGGCGCUGCAACCAACCGGAAAACUGCGGCUCCAGUGUCCUGAAGGAGAAGCAGAGCUGUAGGAGGAAGAAGGGCCGGUGUUCCACCUUAUCCUACAAAGUGAUAGGAUUCCGCCGGGGAAACCGCCUGAUAGAGGAGCUCUUGUACGACUUACUGUAUGAAGGGUGGUCCCAGUGGGGCCACUGCACACGUGCAUGUCGUAAACGAAGAUUUCGCAAGUGCAAAGAACACAAGAUUUGCGGGAACAGUUAUAUUCAGGAAGAGCGCAAAUGUCGCUCGCCGGGGAACGUUUGUGGUAAAAAGUACUUUUUCAACACCUUUGAACCAGACCGACACUCGCCGUCCGUCACCGCGCUCUCUCCCAGGGAAAGGGCUCGUGAACAAAAGGCCCCUCUCUUGGUUUCCACACAAGGCCAGUGUGGAGUGCGUCCGCGCGGGGGUUACCGCAUUGUGGGCGGUAAGGAGUCUAUCCCCCACAGCUGGCCAUGGCAGGUAGCGAUCCUGACAAAGUGGAAGGAACAGUAUUGUGGGGGGACCCUCAUUGCGCCAGGGUGGGUUCUGACUGCCGCUCAUUGUAUUCGACGAAAGGGCCACAAACGCAAGGUCAUCGUCCGAGUCGGCGAGCACGAAAUCCAUGUAGACAACAAAAAUGAAGUCGAUAUGAAAGUAGAGCAAGAUUUUCCACAUAAAAGUUUUGAUUACGAAACUAUAACGAAUGACAUCGCUCUUCUCAAACUCCGGAAACCGGAAAGAAUUAAAGACUUGGUCCAGUAUGCAUGUUUACCUGAGCCCGAGGACAAGUUAGCUGACGGAACGCGUUGUUACAUCGUGGGUUGGGGGAAACAGAAAAACACCCACUUAUUGGGAUCCGAGUCACUCCGAGAAGCGGAGGUUCCUAUUGUUAGCAAGAAAAAGUGUCGCAAAGCAUUUGACUACAGAAUAGGCGAAAAACAAAUCUGUGCAGGGUUGAAAAAGGGGGGCGUGGAUUCUUGCGCCGGUGACAGCGGCGGGCCGCUUAUAUGUCCCAAAAUAGUAAACGGGACGGAGAGAUGGAUUGUGUACGGGGUGACGAGUUACGGCGAGGGGUGUGGGCAGAAAGGGAAGUACGGAAUCUACACCAAGGUGUCGCAUUACCUCAAAUGGAUAAACCGUGUGAUCAGGAACAACAGCUGAGCUGUUUGUGACGUCGUAUUCAAAAUGGCGGUUUUUAGGGCUUAAGUGUAUAUUUUGUUUUUUACUCAGGACAUCUACAUAGGUCAGUGUUAUUUAUUUUGAUAUCUUGUUUUUUUUUCAGUCGAUCUUUUUGACUGUUUAAAAUCACUCACACUACGCAGGGGGGAUGUUUUGCUCAAUGGUCCUAAUUGCGCAAGUUUGGUUGUUUAAACGCGUAAUGGUUCGCAGCUAUGUUCCACCUGUUAGCCCUUGCCUUUGUUUUCCAGACGAAGAGGGAUGCAGACGUUGGUUUGUUAGCAUGAAGCGAUCCUACAGGAAGCUGGGGUUGUUCAGAAAUCCACUCUAAGUGCUGUGCAUUGUAUCAAAGGAAAAAUAAUGAAAAUCAUUCGGGGUCACGGCCGUGGCCCGGGGUGUGUUUAGAUACAUAUUCAAAGACGAAACGUUUCCAAGAUUAAAGCAAACUUUUUCACACUUAAUCUGUGCAAUAUCGCAUCUCGCGACAAAAUGUUUAUCCAUUUCAUAAACGAUUCAUAAUAAUUAGAACCGACUGUCUAUACUUUCCUGUCUGCAGAGAAAGACCUACAGGUAUAUUGGAGAUGUACAUCUGGCCAUGGUUGUUUCAUUCAGGGUAUAAUGCAAACUCAAACAGCGUCCUAUUCCAUCCUCCUUGAGAUAUUCAAGUUUCUUGGAAAAUAAACGCGUGGCAGAUGCCGGCAGUGACCGACUACGUCUGUGGUUUAUAAUGAACGUCAGCCGAGGCCAUGCUUUCUGGGCUGAGAGCACCUAAACCCUCUCCUCCUCGUCUGUACUUUUUUAAACAAAAUGAUUUUAAAGUACUCUUCAUGAUUUAACCUUCUGUUAAAGGAUAUGAGUUUUUUCAUGUGGAGAUUAUUAUCAUCAGUUUGAAUAUACUUUGAAUCGUACAUGAUUACGUGUUGUUUGUCUUAUUUAAAAUGUGGCUGUAUGAUACAUGAAGUAAACUAAGACCUGGCGGAUUUAAUGCAUGAAUGAUAUAAAUAUUUUAAAAAUUGUUUGUCGAUAAAUUACACGGUUAUUAGCAAAACACAAAGCAGUAAUUGUUAUAUGUAAAGACUUCAGUAUUUUCCAAUUAUUGUAAUUAUCAUUGAAUGACGGCAUAUAAUUGUUGUUAUGUACCUGCACUCGACCGGCAUCAAUAUUUCGGUUUUCAGCAGAGAUCACGUAAUCAACUGUCUUGAUGUUCCGUGUGUCAAGGUCGUUACUGUUCCGUUUGUCAAGGUCGUUACUGUUCCGUGUGUCAAGGUCGUUACUGUUUCGUGUGUCAAGGCCGUUAUUGUUCCAUGUGUCAAGGUCGUUCUGUUCUAUGUGAUACCUGUUACCUGCUAUCAUCAGUGUUCACAUGUUAAGAUGUUAUUAUUGAGCAGGUAUUUGUUGUGUUUGUGUCUUGUUGAUAUUUUUCUGUGGCCAAUAAAACAGCCAUUACAUUU